UAUAAGUGAGCACAGUGAUUACUUUGCCCAAAGCUUAAACAAUCUUUUGCCUUUGUCAGUGUCUAAAGAAUGUUUAGACACUGGAUAUACAACAGAUGAACUGGUAAAACAGGAGGCUAUUUUAAAUUGUAAUGACCAGAAAUGGUCAUCUUUUCUUUGUAUUUUGGGCCUAUCUUCUGUUUUAGGUAGAAAAAUUCAUACUUUUAUCCUGAUUCUGGUGAAAGUAGAUAUAAAUUGUUAUUUAAUCGUAUUGUUCAGCCCCGGUUAUUAAGCCAAAGAGGUUUGGAUGCUAUUAAUAUUUUGUUUUGUCAUGAAGGAUCUGUACAACCAGGUGAGACUUUUCAGUCUAAUCAUUUUGUGCCUCUCAUUUUCCAUGCCCACAGGUUGAAGCGAAAAUUGUCUAAUUCCUGUACACAGUCUAAUUCUAGCAGCUCAACAACAGAGAAACGAAAAUUUGUCAAAAUUUUUCCAAAUAUUGCACCAAAAAACAGUUGACAUUUCAAAUUUUUUUUACUUCAACUAAUAGGCCUGCUGCCCAACCAACUUUUAAAAGGAUGCCCAAUGAGAGUUUUUCUUCUGCUGCAGCUCUUGCUCAGACAUUAAAUAAAGCCAAUAGUCUUUUGCUUCACACAUCAUCCCAGGAACUAUUGCCUGGUAUUCCAACUUCUGGUGAUAUGCAACCUGCUGUUUUAACCCAUAAUUUUGAUGUUUCCUUGUAUAGGGAGAAAGUUAAGGGUAUGGAUAAUUCUGAAAUAUGUCAUUUGAUAAAAAAUGUAUAUAAACCAGAUAAAAAGUAUCAUUUUCCUAAAUCUAAUGGCAGAUCAUUUAGGCAUGAUUGGCUAGACCAGCAUGAAUGGCUUUGCUAUUCACCUUCACAAAAUGGUACUCUGCAGCCUAUCGAGAUGAUCAUGGAUGCUGGUAUCAAGAAAGAAAUAGAACAGAAUAGGGAAAUACUAUCUCCAAUUAUUGAUUCUGUCAUUUUUUGUGGACGUCUAGGUUUACCUCUUCGUGGGCAUCGUGAUGAUUCCAAGUAUCACCCUACUGUUGGUUGUUAUUCAUCUGGAGGGGUUGGUAAUUUCAUUGAAACACUCAAUUAUGGAGUUAGGAGAGGGGAUAAAGUUUUAGAAAAUCAUUUAAAGAAUUGUGGUAAGAAUAGAAGUUAUAUUUCUAAAACAAGUCAAAAUAAAAUCAUUAAAUGUUGUGGCCAGGUAAUCAGUAAUCAGAUUAUUUCUGAUAUCAAAAAGGGGCAAGGUUAUGAUGGGGCUGGUUCAGUUGCUGGUUGCACUAAUGGUCUAGCAGCUCAAAUUUUAAAGCUUAACCCAAAGGCUCUUUAUACACACUGCUAUAGUCAUAGGUUAAACUUAUCCAUUUGCGAUUCUUUGAGUAUACGUGUUGUCAAUGAUAUGUUGAAACAUGUUAACAAUGCCACUAAUUUUAUUAAAAUUUCCCAAACUCGCAAUAUUCCCUUUGAAAAACAUAUACGUAAUUCAGAAACAAACUCGAAGAAGACUAGAUUAACAGACGUUUGCAAAACUAGAUGGGUAGAACGUAUCGAAGGUUUAGAUACAUUCCAAGAGCUUUUUGUACCUGUAUACACCACCCUUAACGAUAUGUCUGAAAAUCUAGAUGGUGAGUUCAAACCGUUGCUUCAGUCUGAUGCCUCAUUUUUGUUUCAACUUAUCGACAGGUUUGAUUUCGUCGUUGCUUUAGUUAUCACGAGAAAUAUUCUUGAUUCAACUCUUCCAGUAACACAGUUAUUACAGGGUAAGAGUAUCGAUAUAAUGGAUGGUAUUCAUUUAAUUUCAACUUUGAAAACUGAGGUGGUGAACAUGAGGAAUUCCUCUGAUUUUUAUCAUGACACCUGGUAUGACGAAGCGCUUGAACUGGCAGCAAAAGUUGGCAUUGAAGAAUGGAAACCAAGAACAGUGCGCAAACAAACGACCAGGGAAAAUAUUCCCCACACAACCAUUUCUGAGUAUUAUAAACGUGCAAUUACUCUUCCUCUACUAGAUCAUUUGCAAUCUUCUUUAGAAUCACGAUUCGACCUUGAGAGUGUGAAUGUCUAUAAAGGCCUUAGCAUUGUACCGACGAAAAUGAUGUCCAUGACAAGAGAUGGGGUGGAUUGGAAAGAGCCAUUCAAAACUGUGGCUAACUUUUAUUAUGAUGAUUUGCCAAAUCCUUUGGCCUUAGAUGCUGAACUUAGGUUGUGGUACACUUAUUGGGAGACCCACUGCGGCCUCCUUCCUGAUAACAUUGCCCAGACUUUAAAAUCUGUUCAUUUCGCCGGAUUUGAAAACAUUAAAAUUUUACUACGUAUUUUAGGAACGCUCCCCAUUACCUCUUGUGAAUGUGAACGAUCUAUUUCUUCCCUUAGGACACUUAAAAACUAUCAGCGAAGUACCAUGGUUGGGGAACGCUUAAAUGGUUUGGCCUUGAUGCAAAUUGAUCAGGAAAUUGUACCAGAUAUUAGUGAGGUUAUUAAUACUUUUGCUGUUGGAAAUACAAGGCUAAAAUUUGCAUGA
Messenger RNA from Xenia sp. Carnegie-2017, 2522 nucleotides. RefSeq names its product 52 kDa repressor of the inhibitor of the protein kinase-like. Gene Ontology annotation, molecular function: protein dimerization activity. The transcript is spliced from 3 exons. Lineage: Eukaryota; Metazoa; Cnidaria; Anthozoa; Malacalcyonacea; Xeniidae. The coding region runs from base 555 to 2522 and encodes 655 amino acids. The record is from RefSeq and is a predicted model, not a curated record.